AUGAGUUUUCUCUCUUUGUUGCGUUCAUUAACGGAGAAACCGGGAUCUUGCCGACCAGAAUUAUGCGUAGAAGGACCCAACAGAACCUGCGAGAAUAUCACCGAGGAAGACUUAUUUAAGUACACAAGACACCGAUGGUUAUUCCAUGAGAACGAAGAACUCUCUAAGCGCUACGUGAGGCUCAACGUGCAGGCGCUUGUCGAUGCUGCCGUGAAAGCCAGUGAAGGAGCUCGAUAUUGCACCAAGAUCCUUAAAUGCUCAGAGGGCCUACACAACAAAGCGUUUAUUUUGACAAUGGACAAUGGAAGUGAAGUUUUCGCAAAACUCCCAAAUCCGAAUGCUGGACCGACUCAGUACACAACCGCCUCUGAGGUUGCCACGCACGAGUUGCUACGUGACGUUUUUAAGAUUCCUGUCCCCCGAAUUCUUGCAUGGUCUUUCGAUGCAGCGGAUAGCCCUGUUGAGGCGGAGUAUAUCAUUGCAGAGAAGGCGCCAGGAAUCAAACUUGGCUCUGUAUGGAGUCAAUGGACACGAGAAGCAAAAUUGAGCUUGAUUAGACAAGUUGUUGACAUGGAAAACACGUUGACUACUAUAUCCUUUCCUAGGCAUGGCUGUAUCUAUUUCAAAGAUGACCUUCAAUUAUUAGCUGGUGAAGCGGAAAACAUCUACGUUGAGUCUUCCACUCCUCAGUCCCUCGAUCGUUUUUCCAUUGGCCCCCUAACAUUUGCUGAAUUGUGGGAUAAUGGUAGGAAAGACAUGAAAUUAGAUCGUGGCCCUUGGCGUGAUCCGCAAGACUACACAAGAGCGUUAGGACAAAAUGAAAUCGCGUGGAUCAGAUCGCAUGCUCAUCCUCGAAUGAACUACUAUAGGUCGAGUCAAGAAUAUGAACUCCCUGAUGACGGCCUUCGUCUUCUUGCCAAGUACAUGGAUGUGGCACCUUAUUUGAUUCCUCCGUCAACCAAUGAACCUGCGAUGUCCAAAGUGAUCUGGCACCCUGAUCUUUAUCUGGAUAACGUUUUUGUUGAUCCCACUACGCAUGAAAUCACCUGCAUUGUGGAUUGGCAGUCUGCAUGUGUUGCUCCUCUCUUUUACCAGUCAGGCGUUCCCAGAAUGUUCCGACAUUAUCAGCCUGUUCGAGAAGGAUGGGUUAUACCAGAACGGCCUGAGAAUUUUGACACCCUCACUGAAGAUGAGAAAAAGAUGAUUGAUAGUGAUUUGGAAAGUGAGGCCAUGCAUAAGUAUUACGAAGCUCAGGUUUGCAAACGGGCACCUUUCCACUGGGCUGUACUUCGCAAAUCGACUAUUCCCACAGUGAGGAAGCCUGUCUGGCUGGUAAGUGGUGUGUGGCAAAAUCGAGAUCUCUUCUUUCUGCGCCAGUCACUCCUCUCCCUUGCUACCCAUUGGCAUGAGAUUUUUGCAAGGAACCAAUUGCCUUGUCUGAUUGAAUUUACCGAUCAAGAAAUAGAGCUUCACUCUAAGGAGGAAGAUAAUAUUGACGGAAUUGGACACAUACUCGCAUUGUUUCGAGACCAAGGUGUACUACCAAUCGACGGGAUGGUGGAGCCUGAAGAUUACGAAAUUGCGAGCGAGAAUAGCCGCAAAUUCAAGGACAUAUUUGUUGGGUCGGCCAAGAAUGAAGCUGAGAAGGAGUUAUAUACAAAGCUUUGGCCGUACCAAGACCAAAUGUGA
Monascus purpureus is the source of this 1689-nucleotide messenger RNA. NCBI's taxonomy places the organism in Eukaryota, Fungi, Ascomycota, Eurotiomycetes, Eurotiales, Aspergillaceae. The record is from the annotation of a GenBank genome assembly.